AUGGACAGCUCCCCAAGCUUGGCUUCUGUUGCCCCCCAGCUCACUUAUCAAGAGCAGAGCUCCCCUCCAACUCCCACAUUCUCUCCUCCGCCAUGGCCAUUGACCGAGAUUGACUACGAUCUCCAGGAACUCAGCAAGAUGGAGACCGCCGUGCGCUGGGCUCCUGCCUCUACAGCUGAGGAUCAGCGGUUCCUCUACGUCGAUUCCAAGGGCCAAACAUUCAGUCACUGCAGAGUGACUUCGCGUCCGGACAAGUCCACUUUGAGCUACGAGGUGCUCUCGUCGGCCUCCAAUGGCUCAGAGUUUCGUUCGUUUGACUGGUCUCCGAUUGAGGAGAAGCUCGUCGCGGUUGGGCACGCGAUGGGGGAAGUGGUUGUCGUCCAUCUCGAGGACGGCACGCGGACCCCGCUCACGCUGCCCUCCAAGGUCCAGCGAGUCUGUCAUGGGCUUGCUUGGAACACCCGUGGCCUUUUGGCUGCGGAGUUGGAUAAAUUUAGGGGUGACCAUUGUGUUUACAUUUGGGAUCCCAAUCAGCGACCUGUGCGAGGUACUUCGCGCGGCGGGUCGGACCGUCAGGUUCCUGACCCCCUACGAAAGUACGCAAACGGGGAGCCGGUGACGAGCCUCACCUUUUUAAGAGACCAGCCAAAUGUUCUGAUCGCUGGCACGAAAGGGCAGUCGAAUUACUUCGCCUCGUGCGCGCCACACGACGAUGCCACAGUCUGCAUCUGGGACCGCCGUUCGGGUUCAAGAUACUCGGCCGCGACGGGAGGCUCUUCCGGCACUAUCGAUGGCGGCCAGGUGUUGGAAAUCAAACCGGAUAUCGACACCGGAUCGACGAUCUGGAAUUUGCGAUUCUCUCAGACCCACCGAGGCCGUUUAGGCAUGUCGACCGAUACGGGGAUAUUUAGAGCUUAUCACGUCGAGAAAGAAUACUCUGCGGAGGAACACCGUGUGACGUUGGAGAAGACAGUUGGAGGAGAAUCCGGCAAGAAUUAUCCCGAAUUGCUGUACACGAAGAACGUUCGCGAAUUUCAAACUGGUUCUCCGCCACAAGCUCGAAGUGAAGAUCCUUCAAAGCGCGUUGGAGCCUUCGAUUUUUUGAACUUUUGUUCAUCGGGCGACCUGGAAGCUAUCACUAUUCUAAACGAUAAGACCGUCGCCAUGUACAGACUCCCGCCGAUCCCUGGGCCAGUUAGCUUGUCAUUUCAAAGUCUUUUCGUUCGUGGAGGCUUUGCCAAUGGACAAGACUUCAAAACCAUCGCACCCGAAACCGGAGUGAAAGUCGGACAGGCCCUUGAUGAUGCUCAGGGUCGAGCUUUUGAGAUGAAAUUGGAAGCAGAGAUGGAAGAAAAAGAAGUCGAAGACGAGGAAGACCUAACCGAGAUUUGGAACCUUUCAAGCAGAGCGCGUCGGGAGCUAUUCGUGUUGCCCGAAAAGGCAGCUAACUUCAAGGAUGCGCUAACAAUGAUGGCGGUCCCCCGGCUACGUCUUCAAGAAGGACACCUCCUUGACCCUAGGAGAAUUUUCAACAUUGUUACUGAGGAUCCUGGUUUGCUGAGUCUUUGGGACUGGAUUUCUUUUGCCCGUACACGCGCAGCUAGCAAAUCACAAAUAGUACGUGGUGUGGACAUGAACUACUUGGGAGUUCAAAGUGUUUGGACUGGGAAUCUCGGCUUGAGCCUUGAGAAUCGACUCGCUAGUUCUGAUUUGGAUGACGAUGUCGACGUAAGCAAGCUUAUCGAAGAGUUAGUAAAGCAGCUGGAACUUCCUGACUAUAAAAUGUGCGAUACGGAUUUCAAGACACGGCGCCAGCUUUGCCUAGAUAUAUGCGGCGGCAUUGGAACCGUGAAACAGCUCGAAAAGGAGAUGGCUGCUUUCAUCAAGGCGGAUGAAAUAACCAAAGCUGCAUUAUUCGCAAUGUUCCAAGAGGAAGACGACCUGGCUUACAAAGCACUGAAAGAUUCACCAGCCGAAAUGCACAAAUUCUUGGCCAUGGCAGUUGCCGGUGGUUCGACGGCGAAGGAGAAUAAAGAUUGGGAUGAAGCCUGUGCUGAGCUCGCAAUAAGAAGCAUCGACCCUUUUACCAAAGCCAUCCUUGCACGAGUACGCAAAGGUAGCUGGGACGUGGUCCUUGAAGAGACAACAUCACUUCCGUUGAAAUAUCGUGUGCAGGUGGCUCUUCGUUGGCUUCCGGAUGACAAGCUCACAACGUACAUAAGAGACGCGACUUCGGAAGCGGUAAGACAAGGUGACAUUGAAGGCUGGGUGCUCACGGGUCUUGACCACGCUGCCAUGGAUUUAUUUGACUCGUAUAUUGAUAAGUUCAAUGAUUUCCAAACCGCCGUCUCGGUCAUGAGCUAUGCUGUUCCCCGGUUUAUUUCCGACCCACGCAACAUAAGUCGAUUUUAUGGCUGGCGCAAUGCCUAUCGCUAUCAAAUGAAUAGAUGGAAGAUGUAUCUUUGGCGAGCACGAUUUGAUAUCAAUUCCCGCGAUUUGGCAGUCACAUGGGAUGGCCGCAGGCUCACGAAACCACCGCCUCAGCAGGUUAGCUUAGUAUGCACUUACUGUACUCAGCUACUUUCGCAGAAAGGGGAACAGCCGGAGCACGAGGUCUCUGGCGCGGAAACCAUCCACCAUACCCAAGGCAACCCCCUUGGAUCAUCGCAGACGGGUGGAAUAAUUUGUCCCAAGUGCGGUCGUCACAUGCCACGAUGCGGAGUUUGCGGAGGGUGGCUCGGCACACCACGUCCAAUGCCAAAAUCAUCUGUUGCGGAAGAUGCCACAAAGGGAAUAGCAGCUCUGCGCUUGGAAGAAGGAUUGAGAAAAUCUGUGGCGUUUUGCAUCCGAUGCAGCCAUGGAAACCAUGCAGAUCAUGCGAAGACCUGGUUCGAAACACAUCGAAAAUGCCCGGUUACCGAUUGCAAUUGCAUGUGCCGCGAAUAG
This is a messenger RNA of Uncinocarpus reesii 1704, 2946 nucleotides long. RefSeq lists its product as uncharacterized. Gene Ontology annotation, cellular component: cytoplasm. The transcript is spliced from 4 exons. NCBI's taxonomy places the organism in Eukaryota, Fungi, Ascomycota, Eurotiomycetes, Onygenales, Onygenaceae. The record is from RefSeq and is a predicted model, not a curated record. Gene Ontology annotation, molecular function: protein binding. Bases 1 to 2946 code for a protein of 981 amino acids. Gene Ontology annotation, biological process: positive regulation of TORC1 signaling.